AUGGGAGAAAUCGCUAGUAGGCGUCGAAAUGGUUCUGAAGCAUGGGACUCUCCUCAUGGCCCACCUGCUGCACGCCUUGGCAACCUAACUUCGCUGGAAUCUCUGUCAUAUGGCGAAGAAUUGAAUGCGGAGAUUCCCUCCUUGACCGCUGUACUGCCCGUCACCUCUGCAUCAAUACCUAGACUCGAGGACCAGCUACACACCCUGAUGACCCGGUCGGAUUAUCUCUCGGAGAUAGUACUGGUUCCUCAGGAGGCGCUUCAGGCAGAAUGCAGACGUAGCAUUCUCUCAAUUCUCGCCGCUGCAGACUACUCGACUUUCGUCGAGCUCUCCAUGACACCCUGGCUUGCCGGAUUGGACAUGGACACGGCCACGUUCCACGCGUCAAAGCAGGUUACAACCCCGUUUCUUCUCGUCUUGGACGAAGACGGACUCGAAGAUAUUGACGAGCGCGGCCAAGACGCACUCACGUUACUGUCACCGUUUUCGUCUGCCGUACCUAUCGGUCCUCGAGGAAUGGCCUCCACUACUGGCUCCGACCCAGCUUGCCUGUCCGCGUCCGAGGUUCCGCAACCCGCAGCCUUCCUCAUCCCCCCUUUCGUGGCACCUACCCGUCUCUUUUUGGAUUCCGGCCUCGACGCGGGGCGACGCCACACAGACAACACAUGGAGGAUGUUCGGACAGACGAUCUCCAAUGCUCGAAGCGAUGCCGUCGGUGGUUUCGUAGUCGGUUCAGACAACGCAGAGUCCGGUUGGUGUCAACAAGAAGCCCCCUCGGAGGUUGCACCGCAUGAAGAAUUUCCACCCGUGGUGCAAGUAUCCGUUCCAAAUAUUCAAAACAAAAUACCGGAGGUCGAUCCAACCUUGAACGACGUCUGCCCCUCAGGCUUUGGAUCGUUUGCAAUACUGCUAUCUUCUGAGGACGACCUUCAUACUUUCUCUCCGGCUGCUUGUCAACUACAAAGGAGCGGACAUACCCUCCACGUCGCUGUCUAUGGUAACUUUUCUGUCUCUGACUCUCCUUCAUCUCUGAAGCUGGAGGGAUGCUCCCUGGACUAUUCGACUCUAUUCGCUGAAGACCAUGUACAGCAUGCAACGGCGCUUCUCUCUUGGCUUCGCAGUAUACCUUCGCCAGCCGAUAUUAUCAUCACUUCGUUAUCCAAGCAGUCGUUUCCUGGCGCGGCACUGUCUCUGUCAACGGAGGUCCCGUCAAACAAGCAAGUCAUUCACAUCCCUCAAGACGACCUCCCAUACUGUGAUUGGAUCGGCGCUCUCACCCUCGAGGAGUUCCGAAAUUGGCACAAACCGCAGGUCGCCGUCUCCGUCAUCACAAAUGACCGACCUCAUUCCCUCUCACGGCUCCUAGAUUCCUUGUCCCGCGCUCACUACUUUGGAGACGCCCUGGACUUGCGCGUUAACCUGGAGCAAACGGCAGAUAUGGAGACGCAGCAGAUUGUCGAUGAUUUUGCCUGGAAUCACGGCAGGGUCUUCCUUCAUCGCCGCAUUAUCCACGGUGGGCUCCUCCCUGCUGUCGUGGAAUCCUGGUACCCGCAGUCAAACGAUUCGUACGGCCUUAUACUAGAGGACGAUGUAGAACUUUCGCCGUUAUUCUACGGGUGGAUCAAGCUUGCUCUACUCCGGUACAGGUACGGACGUCCUGAGGAUACAUCGCCGCAGCUCUUCGGGAUCAGCCUGUAUCAACAGAAACACCUCGAGUUACGACCGGAAGGGCGGCACUCCUUCAACGCUCGCAACACGUUCGCCUCUAUCGGCUUGAGCGACCCGUCCACUCCGUAUCUCUCGCAGAUCCCUUGCAGCUGGGGAGCGGUCUACUUCCCGGAACAUUGGCGCGAGUUCCACGCCUACCUCUCCUUCCGGCUGUCCGAGUACGCAUGGGACGCGGACCAGAUCGUCGUCCCCGGAGUCCGGUCGAACAAGUGGACACGUUCGUGGAAGAAGUACUUCAUCGAGCUUGCGUAUCUGCGCGGCUAUGUCAUGCUCUAUCCCAACUACGCAGAUUACGUCUCGCUCUCAACGAAUCACCUAGAAGUCGGAUCGCAUGUCAAGGACGUCCCGAUUGAGACUUACAUGCGGAAGAAGAGACUAUUCCUCCUGCCUCUUAUGCCGCUACCGGAGUCGAACCAGUCGAGCGCCACCGGCCUUCUGGAACUCCCACAGGGUCAGCUACCUGCGUGGGCUGAAUUACCUACUCUGGAUCUCCUCGGCCUCGUUGCACGCGAGAAAACACUCCAAGAACGCGGAUAUGAACGGAGAGCCGAGCUCACUGGAUGCGAGGACGUUGCGAGCGCACCAUAUGAUGUCUGGGACCUGCUGUGUCUUCACGACCCGCUUCUCGGUCUACAGUGA
This is a messenger RNA of Rhodofomes roseus, 2367 nucleotides long. RefSeq lists its product as uncharacterized. Lineage: Eukaryota; Fungi; Basidiomycota; Agaricomycetes; Polyporales; Fomitopsidaceae. The record is from RefSeq and is a predicted model, not a curated record. The transcript has 3 exons. Bases 1 to 2367 code for a protein of 788 amino acids.